This is a messenger RNA of Pseudoliparis swirei, 1665 nucleotides long. It is a transcript of the gene cdca3, whose product is annotated as cell division cycle associated 3. The record is from RefSeq and is a predicted model, not a curated record. The transcript has 6 exons. The coding region runs from base 68 to 1363 and encodes 431 amino acids. NCBI's taxonomy places the organism in Eukaryota, Metazoa, Chordata, Actinopteri, Perciformes, Liparidae.
CAGUGAGUAUAGUUCCUGCUGCACGACUGGUCGCCUGUCUUCGUCUCGUGUUAGGUAAAACGGCAUCAUGGGAUCCACAGAGAGUAAGUUGGUGUCGCCAAUGAAACCAGAACCAGCCAUCAAAAACAGCCGUUUCACUGAUCUGAUCGAUCCUCGCUCUCCUUCGUUGCAGAUUGAUCGUACACCCAUCCAAGUCGAUGGGCUUUUUUCAAAAACCAAGUGUCCACUGGGCUUCACUGAUCCCCGCUCACCUACUAUUGGCAUUAGCCGCACCCCUAUCAGAGAUGUCAUGAGAGCAACAGUUGGAUCCUUCGCCCGCCGCCUGGGCAUGUUUUUGCACAUUGAGGCUGAAGAAAAGCUCAAUGAAGCCCCUCAGAAAAGCUUCAAUGAUGCCAUGGAGGAGGUGGUCUUGGCGGAGGCGGAAGAGCUCGCUUCCACCGAGCCCCUCCUGCCGCCACAGCCUUUCCUGGUUGAGCAUGCUAACCUCCUGGCCACAGCUGUGCAGCCCCCUCUCAAAAAUGUGGGCGACUCGAGCGCCUUUGUGCUUUUUGAUAAACCCCAUUUCCAGGUGGAAUUAGAAACUGAGGUAGACAUUAGUCUGGAGGAGGCUGAAGAAGCAAGAGAGUCUCCUCUUAACAAGAGACUGAGCAUGAGCCUGAUAACCUACCAUGAGGGGGCAACCUCAUCCCAGAUCUUUGCUGAGGUGCACCAUGACAGCAUUUCAUCCCCAGAGCCGAGUGUAGAAGUGGAGCCCCUCGGGGACGUUGUGGAUGAUUCCUAUGCCCAUCCCUCUGUCUCUGUUGAUCUAGAGACCCCUGUAGAGCCGUCCCUCCCCUCUGAUUCAGAAGGGUCCCCAGCUCAGGUCUCCCCUGCACAGUCAGAGGAAACAGAACCAUCUUCUGAAGAACCCAAAGAGCUUCUUGAAGAAUCUUCUUUGCCGUCUACACCAGAGCCACCAACUGUCCCCAGCCCAGAGCAGCCGCAUCUCGGCACCGGCAUCCGCUGCCCCACCUUUGACCCAAAGAGCCCCAGUCAGGUGGUGUUCAAGCCGCAGUGGUUGGGAAAAGGUUUUGGCGCCACUGGGCUGAGAGCUAGAGGAGUGCAGGGUGGAAAAGGAGGCUCCUCCCCUCUCGCUGUCCGGAUUGCCGUGAAGAAAGUAACCAACGAGAACAAGCGUCGGUCUGGAAAACUGAAGCAGAAAGGUACUGAAGGUCGUUCCCCACUGCAGAUCCUUAAGGGGACCAACUCACCCCAGGACCAGCGUGCUCAGGCGAAGCUGAAGGUGUCCACCCCCGAUAAGCAGCGACUCGGCCAGAUUGAUCGCAGAGUGCUGGCUGUGUCUUUGGAUAAGGAGAACCGAUGAUUCACUGCAACAUGGACAGAAUCCGACUACUUUUAUUCCUCUUAAAACAAGCUUUUAUGUGUACAGCUUUCUUUUUAUUUAUGUUUUCCUGUGUGUUUGUUUUUAUUACUGCCAUUUUCUAUCCUGUUUUGACUUGUAAAUAUAAAUGUCAUUAUCUGCUUUAAAUCUUUGUAUUGAUUGUCUUUUGCUUUCCUUUUUGUAUUUGGAAAACUUUUUUAUAACUUUAAUUUCUUAACCCAUUUGUAAAAUUCCUAUUCUUUAUUGUCGCUUAAACAGAAUAAAAGCUUAAAACUAAAUAUUCA